Messenger RNA from Coregonus sp. 'balchen', 5910 nucleotides. NCBI's taxonomy places the organism in Eukaryota, Metazoa, Chordata, Actinopteri, Salmoniformes, Salmonidae. The record is from the annotation of a GenBank genome assembly.
UCCAACUAUCUACACGCGCUCUUCCAAUUUCAGUGAACUAAGAAGGUGAGAAUAUUUGAAAACAUUUACCUUUGCUAAAUCUGAGUAUUUUUUAAAGACGUUGCUUUGUUUACUUUUAAAAAAUCAGUUUAUUGCCAAGAGAAAGGCAAAGUUUACUGGAGCUAGCAUUAUUAUGCAGAAUCAUUAUUCAACGUUCCUAGCUAGCGAGCUACCCAUGCCACAUGCUAUUAGCUAGUAUCAGGAAAAAAUUUGCAAAUUGGAAACUCAUUGUAGCCAGCUGUUGAAAACAUGAUCAUGGUGGUAACAUUGUGAGUUACCUAACGUUAACUGAAAUAUAAUUUAAGUCUUCAGGUGCGACGAGCUUGUUGAGUAAAUUAGCUAGGUACGGUAAGUAGAAGCCUGCCUUCAGCAACCACCAGGCCACACUUCGAGGAAAGAUGUCUACCAUCAGAUUUGGAUCAACUUGUAGUCCUUCGAAGACUACUCGAUCUGAGACAUUGCCACGAUGGAAUGAUGAGGAGGGGGAAAUGGCUGGUAAGAGUAAACUAUACAUUGCCAUUUGUAUUUCAAUCAAUUACAAUUUUUAUUGGAUCCAGAUCCUCCCUUGAUUGGAGGCUGCUAGGGACUUCUCAUACUGUGAUUCACUGUACUCUGUCUGCAAUGCUCUAAUUGUCCUGCACGGAUGUGAUCAACUGACAGACCCAUGGGGCGGCGCACAAUUGGCCCAGCGUCGUCCAGGGUCGGGGAGGGAAUGGCUGGCAGGGAUGUAGCUCAGUUGGUAGAGCAUGGCGUUUGCAACGCCAGGGUUGUGGGUUCGAUUCCCCCUGGGGGCCAGUAUGAAAAAAAAAAUAAUAAAAAAAUAAUAAUAAUAAUUAAAAAAAUAAUGUAUGCACUCACUAACUGUAAGUCGCUCUGGAUAAGAGCGUCUGCUAAAUGACUAAAAUGUAAAUGUAAAUGUUGAUUACUGCACUAGCACCAAAGAUUUGUAUAACUAAAACAAGAUAGACCACAGCUUGUCGUUUCCAAUGGGAACAAAUGAAUCAUAGUGGGCAGAACAAGCACGCUAGCAAUAUCCUAUUGGCGCGUUCUAGUAUGCGUCAACAUAUUUCCGUUAGGGAACGCCUACUCUGAAGUGCGCGUGUGCAAUAACUCAAUUCGCAUUUGCACUCGUAAACAGCGUGAUUUUUGAAAACUUUUGAAAGGGUCUACAAAACUUAGUCCACUCUGUUCUUAACAUAUUAUAGUUUUGGGGACAGAAAACAUAUUGAGAUUGAAAUGUUUAAUCAAUGAGAAAAUUUGCAGAAUGUCGCCCCAAAAAACAUAUCGUUCCAUCUUCUCCCAGUGGGCUUAAUCUAGUGGAAACGCCAACCGGCUGCUUUACAUUUAUACAUCCAGUGAAAUGUCUCGUUGUUCUAUCUGUGCUAGCACUACUGUGUUUGUAAUCUUCAAUGUUGCUGGAAUUAGCUAAUGUAUGCUACAGGAAGGCAACAGGCCUAGGCCUAACUAUCCCUUUUUGAUUGGAUCCAUUUGGGCAGAGUGCGAAUUACACCAUGACAUUUGGGGGGUCACUAAUUAUUAAUUUAAUGAAUUACCAUUUUAAUGUGGCAAGAACACAACCAGUCAUGAUAUUUUCAUCUGAUUGUCAAACAAAUCACUUCAAAAAGUAGGCUACCUGUGUUUGUCCACUCCAACAUAAUUCCAUUAUCCAAACUGCUUGUAAAGCCAGCCUACUUGCGACAUUUGAUGAAUGGAAAUAGACAUCUGUUACGAAACACCAAAAAGUGUGCCCAAUGACAUUCAUCAAUUGUCAUUGAUUAGGCCUACAUUAAUUUGUGUCUUGCUGACAAAUUUACCUUAAUGUAGCCUGAAAAGUUGUCCAAAAUUCAUGAGUUAAUGCUUGGAGUCUUCACAGAUCGUGACAUAACACUACCUUUCUUUCCUUACAUUUAUGACAGUGUUGUCAUUAUUAAGCAUUUAACAAUUUACUUGAACAUUGAACUUAAACCCUGUAUGAAUCAUGGAUCUUGGAGAUCUCUGAGAAAUGCACUGUAAGCGUAACUAUGCCUAUGUAACAUUUAAUUAUGUUUCACUGUGAAAACAGUUCUCAUGGGCACACAAAUCCAAAAUAAUGUAGGCAUAUACCAUUGCAAAAUCGAAUGCUUCUAACUGAACUUUAACCUCAUCUAACUGAAAGAGUCACAUUAUAGGCCUACUGUCCUUAAUGUAUACUUGUCCGUAACGUAUACAUGUUGGAUGGAUUGGCUGUGCAUUGGUGUCUACUAGCCCCGUGUAGCUCAGUUGGUAGAGCAUGGCGCUUGCAACGCCAGGGUUGUGGGUUCGUUUCCCACGGGGGGCCAGUAUGAACAAAAAAAAUAAAAAAUGUAUGCACUCACUAAUCUGGAUAAGAGUGUCUGCUAAAUGACUAAAAUGUAACUGUAGGCUAGCUGUCUAGUCAUAUUGUUGACCAUCAUAAGGGAUCAUGGCUUUCACCUGUAUUCACCAGGGCCUAGAUUCACCAAACUUUCUUAACUGCCAUUUUUCCUUAACUAUAGACUUAAGAAGAAAGUUAAGCAAAGUUGCUAUUCCUCAAAGGUUCUUGGAAAUUUUAUUGCGCUAUUUUUGUUUCUCCUUAAGAAAACUUUAUUUUCAAGGAUAUAUUUUCAUUGGUAAUGUUCUUAAUUCCAAGGUAACUAAACCCUUAUCUUAAACUCAAGGGCAGUGAGAGAAAAAGCUCAUGAAAGCAAUUGAACAUGUUUAAUUCACACAUACUUCAUCUGAAAGUUUCAGUAUUUAUUAUUUUCUAAAACAUGUUCUUGGGUUUAAAAUAAUCAAUACUGAAACUUUCAGAUGAAGUAUGUGUGAAUUAAACAAUUCAAUUGAUUUCAUGAGCUUUUUCUCUCACUGCCCUGAGUUUAAGACCAUGGUUUAGUUACCUUGGAAUUAAGAACCUGAAAAACAAAGCAAUGAGUGCUCUAAACCACUGACUGACAAAAGCAAACAAUUUCAAAUCAAAUUUUAUUUGCCACAUGCGCCAAAUACAACAGGUGUAGACAUUACUGUGAAAUGCUUACUUACAGCCCUUAACCAACAAUGCAUUUAUUUUUAAUAAAAAAGUAGAAGUAAAAUAACAGUAGGGAGGCUAUAUACAGGGGGGUACCGGUGCAGAGUCAAUGUGCGGGGGCACCGGCUAGUUGAGGUAAUAUGUACAUGUGGGUAGAGUUAAAGUGACUAUGCAUAAAUAAUUAACAGAGUAGCAGCAGCGUAAAAAUAUUGGGUGGGGGGGCAGUGCAAGUAGUCCGGGUAGCCAUGAUUAGCUGUUCAGGAGUCUUAUGGCUUGGGGGUAGAAGCUGUUGAGAAACCUUUUGGACCUAGACUUGGCGCUCCGGUACCGCUUGCCGUGCAGUAGCAGAGAGAACAGUCUGACUAGGGUGGCUGGAGUCUUUGACAAUUUUGAGGGCCUUCCUCUGACACCGCCUGGUAUAGAGCUCCUGGAUGGCAGGAAGCUUGGCCCCAGUGAUGUACUGGGCCGUACGCACUACCCUCUGUAGUGCCUUGCGGUCGGAGGGAAUACUUGGAACAGAUUUCUUAAAUUAAAAUCACUUGGCACUGAUUUCCUGGUGUUUUUAAAGUAUUUUAUGUCCAACAAUGAAGAGGAAAAAGGUGUGUGUACAGUUGAAGUCGGAAGUCUAUGGGGACAAAGACCGUACUUUUUUGAGAAAUGUCCUCUGGUCUGAUGAAACAAAAAUAGAACUGUUUGGCCAUAAUGACCAUCGUUAUGUUUGAAGGAAAAAGGGGGACGCUUGCAAGCCGAAAAACACCAUCCCAACCGUGAAGCACAGGGGUGGCAGCAUCAUGCUGUGGGGGUGCUUUGCUGCAGGAGGGACUGGUGCACUUCACAAAAUAGAUGAUAUCAUGAGGAAGGAAAAUGUUGUGGAUAUAUUGAAGCAACAUCUCAAGACAUCAGUCAGGAAGUUAAAGCUUGGUUGCAAAUGGGUCUUCCAAAUGGACAAUGACCCCAAGCAUACUUCCAAAGUUGUGGCAAAAUGGCUUAAGGACAACACAGUCAAGGUAUUGGAGUGGCCAUCACAAAGCCCUGACCUCAAUCCUAUAGAACAUUUGUGGGCAGAACUGAAAAGGCGUGUGCGAGCAAGGAGGCCUACAAACCUGACUCAGUUACACCAGCUCUGUCAGGAUGAAUGGGCCAAAAUUCACCCAACUUAUUGUGGGAAGCUUGUGGAAGGCUUCCCAAAACGUUUGACCCAAGUUAAACAAUUUAAAGGCAAUGCUACCAAAUACUAAUUGAGUAUAUGUGAACUUCUGACCCACUGGGAAUGUGAUGAAAGAAAUAAAAGCUGAAAUAAAUCAUUCUCUCUACUAUUAUUCUGACAUUUCACAUUCUUAAAAGAAAGUGGUGAUCCUAACUGACCUAAGACAGGGAAUUUUUACUAGGAUUAAAUGUCAGGAAUUGUGAAACUGAGUUUAAAUGUAUUUGGCUAAUGUGUAUGUAAACUUCCGACUUCAACUGUGUGUGUGAUUUUUAUUUUUUGUAUAAUUGUUUUGCUUGACUUGGGGGGCCAAAUAAAACCACCCAGUUGGGGAACCCUGGUUUAAACCAUGACAGAGAGGUGAGGGUGUUCGUUUCAUUUGGAAACUUGUUUUUACCACUGUGAGAAAUGUUUACCACUAAUUUAAAUAAAUAAUAGUGGUUAAAUUAGCAGUUUGACUUUUGUUGCAUUUAGGGGAGAUAACAUCAUUCAGGGGGGCUGCACCCGUAAUUCGCACCCUGCAUUUGGGUAAACCAGUGACACCUUGCCUACAUUAGAAUGAGCUAAAAGUAGGCCAACUAAAUCAUUUCCUUGAUGUUAACUUGGCUCCAUGGCAUUAGUCUCUCUCUCUCUAUUGUCAAUAGAUCCAGAAGAUGCCUGUGAUCCAAAUAAACUCCUUCAGUGUCCAUACGACAAGAACCAUCAGAUCCGUGCCUGCCGCUUUCCAUACCAUCUGAUCAAGUGCAGCAAGGUUAGUAGCUAUCGGAAGGAAUGUUGAAGGCGCAAUAUGACAUUGUGGUCCAUGACAUCUCAAAUGUUGCUAAUAUAGUCAGUUAGUACAUGGAGAAAACAAGUUAUUCUGCUGUCCUCUUGUCCUUUACUGUAGAACCACCCUAAACUGGCCAGUGAAUUAAAAACGUGCCCUUUCAACGCCCGCCACCUGAUGCCCAAGCAUGAGCUUUCACACCACAUUGCUAACUGUGUUGACAGAAUAUCUGUGAAUGCAGAAGACUGUGAGCUCUUUUUGUUUUACCCUUUCUGUAUUUUCAUUAUUCAAUGAUAAGCCUAUUUGCACCCUGUAGUGAGUCUAACCAGGUUAUGUGGUUUCCAGUGGGCAGCGCUGAGGUGCAGACCAAAUGGCAGGUACCUGUUAGCACGUGGACAAACACCAACUGUGAUGAGGACUGGGAUAAAGGUACUAUCUCACGAGCUGCUGAUUAUGCUUGUAUACUCAAAGCAAGGUUGCCAUGUAUGCAUUUAUUUGUUUCGUAACUUCUGCACACUUCGGUGACUCUGAGGCAAUGAAUGCAACUUUUCAGAUAUUUUUAUGCUGGAGAUUUUCCCUCUAUUUCCAUCGGCAUCAUUUUAUUAAAAUGCAGCUUUUUCUUUUUGCAGAGGCUGAUAUUUCUUCAGUGCCUUUCGUAUGGGGAGUGUCCACAAACCUGAUCAGUCAGAACAGGUCAGCUGACCACACAACGUUGGCAGAGGAGUUCAUUGCUUCUAAAUAUGAUAGCUGAAACAAGGCUGGUUAAUAUUUUCAAAUGUAGUUUUAAGUGUAGUCUUUGUUCUUUUUAGGCCUGAGCCAUGCACUACAAACAAUCUUACUCCUGGACUUCGAGCUCCAAGAACUCUGCCCUGGAAAAUG